UACGUGCACGCUCGCGUUUUGCUUGUUAUUGAAGAUCAUACCAAGGAGAUACUGACCACACAACGUAACUGGUGAUGCGCAGAGUGAUAUACCGUUAUCAGUUGAUCACUGGGCAAUUGAUAUAUGAAAUUCUCUAAAGGACGGAAUAUAUCAAACAAAUGAAAAUGGCAAAUCCAACCGAAAAAGAGAGAAAAAAGGCUGUAGCCAUCUGUUCGUCAGCAUCGAAGUCCAAUAUCAAGGCUCUCAUUACUAUGGUUUCUAAUAUGAAAAACACAACAGUCAAAUUCAUUCAGCUACCAUACAAUGAUUUAGACAGUUUUCGGCUUUCAAGUGAAGGACUUGAUGGUGUGAUCCUUUGUCAUUCGAUCAACAAUCGUCGUUUUGCAAUCACAGACGUCAUGGAUGCUCUCUAUGACAAGUUCUUGCCUCAUGUCAAACAAGUUUUCGGGAAAAGCAAUGUGUUUGUCAUCGCUCAUGACUUCCCUUGGCCCAUGAAAUCUGGCGGCUCUUCGUCUGCAGACCAGCAUGCCAAGAUCAAAAGUAGUCACAUGCAGAGUUUCCGUGACAAGCAACCGACAGCUUUCGAGUGUAGCCAUCGGGCCAUAAUAUGCGGCAACAUGGACAAGCAAGUUGACAUGGACAAAGGUGACCGUGAACAACUUGAAGUCUUCGUGAGCCAGUGCCGUGUUCAGGCUCAGAUCAGGGGGCCUACUAGUAAACGCAUCGUAAGCGUCCAUGGAUUUGAAGUAGAUUUGAGUGAUCCUAAAAUUCUUGGCGGUCUAGCCGUGUGCUUAUUACUGUCAAUGGUCUUCUGGCGAUAUGUCAAACCGUUUCUGUAUCGUACUGUUGAGGUGUUUGCAUACUAUUUCUUUGUUUCCCUCUUUGUACCUGCCAUCUGCAGGGUAUACCAUGACCGCGGGAAGGGUCAUCUGGUAUUCAGAGAUGACAAGUAUUGGAAAGCGAUUCUAUUCACAUUGACUCUUGGUCUCAUUUAUACCCUGGUAAGAAUGAACCGCGCAGGAGGUGUGCUAGCUUUCCUAUUCCCCGUGAUACCUUUCGCUGGCAUGGUAUACCUGAGAUGGAAGCAAGGGUCCCGAAAACCAAAACUUCCGAGCCUCCCAUCUCGUGGAACUUUCCAAUGGUCAAAGCCACCAUGGUGGAAGUUCCCUUACCGAUUCUGGCGCCACUUUAUUAAGGCUGCCGUUGAAUAUGCUUACAGUUUGGUUUAGAUGUCAGCUCAUUCGGUUCGGUUAUAUUAAUUACAAAAAUCAAGUACAAGUUCGAAGACUAACAAUGUGAGUUAACAUUUAAACAAGAAUAGAAGAACAAGGGAAACGAUUACUGAAUUUCGUGAAUCAAGCUGGUCUAUAUCAUCUAAACAUAAAAAUAGAACAAUGAUAAUUACAAAAGAAAUACAUUACUAGUAAUUGGCUUGCAGAAUGGAUAUGGCCUAUACGUUCACAUUGUAGAUUUGGAAUGGCGAUAAUAAGCAUUUUCGUUCGAUUACGGGCGUUAUGUCUGUAUAGGCCCACACCCUGUAAAUGUAGCUUAUUGACCAUGCAUUUAAGAAAGAAAGAAAAUUUAUUGACUAGUAUGAAAAUUUAUAAAUUUGCAUACCGAAAUAUGCAAAUAAGCAACUGAUAAAAAUGAAAACAACUAAAUCUAUGUCGCUUAUAUUUGUGUCUCAUGUUAUUAGUAAAUCUGUGGUUUGGACUGAUAGGCCCUACAGUUUUUGUCUCGCCUGAACGAAGUUCGGCAGAGACCUUGUAGUAAUAAUUUUUCCUAUUGGUCUGUUACAAAAAUGUUGUUUUUUUUUAACUUGCUCUCAUUUCUUUAUUUUUGCUUCAAAUGUGUUAUUACUAGGUACAAAUUGAUCCUGGGUAAUACCACAUUUGUGGUGAUGAAAAUGGUGAGGUUAAAAGUCAUCUAUGGGCAGGGGCGGAAAUCUCUCCCAAAAGGUAGGGGGGACAAGGGUCUGGAAA
Molecule: messenger RNA, 1982 nt
Organism: Lytechinus variegatus (green sea urchin)
Lineage: Eukaryota; Metazoa; Echinodermata; Echinoidea; Temnopleuroida; Toxopneustidae
Exons: 3
Coding region: 159-1229 (356 amino acids)
Source: RefSeq, a predicted model, not a curated record